CUCUAGCGUGAAAAUGUAAACAAAGCAGCAAGGUGGCAACUCUGCAGCACAAGCCCACAGAUAAUCUGCAUUAAUAAUUGGCAAUUUGUAUCUAUUUAAGUAAAUAAUAUUAGUGACAAACAAUAAGUAGAGCUCACACACAAUGGCAGAUCGGGCUAUCAAGCUCCUGGUGAUCGGCGAGAGCGGCGUUGGCAAGUCCAGUUUGAUUCGUCGCUUCGUAGAGAACAAGUUCGACCAUAACCAUGACGUCACAAUUGGCAUGGACUUCAAGAGCAAGGUGAUGAACGUGGACGGGAUUGAUUAUAAGGUAGCCCUCUGGGACACGGCGGGCGCCGAAAGAUUUCGCAGUCUGACACCCAGUUUCUAUAGGAAGGCCUUGGGCGCUAUCCUGGUGUAUGACAUCACCAACAGAGACUCCCUCGUCAAGCUGGAGGCCUGGCUGGCUGAAUUGGACAGCUACAGUGACAAUCCAAAUAUAGCCAUCAUCGUGGUGGGCAACAAGAUUGAUGAAGAGCGAGUGGUGGAUCGCGAGGAGGGUCGCAAGUUCGCUAGGAAGCACAGAGCCCUCUUUAUUGAAACAUCGGCCAAGUGCGAUCAGUUUGUCAGUGAUGUGUUCAAGGAUAUUGUGGAGAAGAUCGUCUCCUCCGAGUACUUUAACAAUAGUAAUGGCUCCGCCGGUCUGGACAUUGCCAGCGAUCGGGAUCUGGAGGCAAGCGCUUCCACGUGUUACUGUUGAUACCCGGACGUUGUACGUGCUUCUGUCAAAUUUAAAUUGUGUAUUUAUUUAACCGUUUCAAUAUCACUAGCAUAAAGUCAACCUUAA
This is a messenger RNA of Drosophila eugracilis, 823 nucleotides long. RefSeq names its product ras-related protein Rab-18 (gene Rab18). NCBI's taxonomy places the organism in Eukaryota, Metazoa, Arthropoda, Insecta, Diptera, Drosophilidae. Gene Ontology annotation, molecular function: GTPase activity; GTP binding. Bases 143 to 736 code for a protein of 197 amino acids. The record is from RefSeq and is a predicted model, not a curated record. The transcript is spliced from 3 exons.